GCAGAAUGGUGCAAAUGUCAGACUAGAGUGAGACUUUCCUGAUUUUUCGCGUGACGUUGAUCAACAAAUCAUUCAAUAGUGAAUUUCCUACCUGGAAGUGGCCCUCUCUCCCUUCUCUUCCUCCUGCAUCUCCAACCGAUCAACCCUGACUUUCUUUCUUUCUUUCUCUUCGGCCCAUCUAUCUGGCAGUACUUUCUACAAUACUACCCAAAAUGGCAACCGAUGAGAACCUGGAGCUAGCUCUUCAGAUCCUUCAAGAAGACCUCGAAGAGCUUGAGGGUCGACAGAAAGGCAAGCAACGAGAUGGAGAGCACACCGACCUGGAGCUUUCGAUCACCACGAUGAGAGAGGAUAUCCUCGCGCUCCAAACAAGCAUCCGAGAUCGUGUCAUGGCUGUCAGCGCCAGCGCAGCGGUCAUCUCCGACCAACAUAUCUUACAGUCGAUUCGACGAGAUGAGGCGGCUGCCGAGCAGGAUCGUGGGUAUGCGCGUGCGCUGCAGAAUAAUCAACGCCACACUCCCGCCACUUCAAACGCAAGCGAGACGUUGGUACAAGAGGACGAUUUUGACGAUUCCAUCUCCACAGUCAUGGGAGAUCUGAUGGACCGGAUGACCCUGACCAGCCAGUCGGAUAACGGUGAAGGCUCCUCUCGCUGGAUAUCGUCCUCUCAGCCCCGGAUGUGCUGUAUUUCUUGCUGGGAGUAUUUCGACAAAACGGAUGUCUUCACAAACCCCUGCGGCGAGAGCCUCUGUCACGAAUGCACGCGCCAGCUAUUCCUCGGCUCUAUCAGAGAUGAAGAACUGUAUCCACCCCGCUGCUGUGGUCGGAUCAUCCCCCCUGAGACUGCCCUCCGCAUACUGGACUAUCGCGAACUGUCCGAGUUCAGUCACAGAGCAAUUGAAUACUCAGCCAAGGAUCGAUUGUACUGUGCCGAGCCGAGUUGCUCCAAAUUCAUCCCCCCGGCUGCCAUCAGGGCUGACUACGGCACCUGUCCAGAAUGCCAUCGACGAACGCAUAUCCCUUGUCGCUCGCUGGCACACCCAACAGUCGACUGCCCGUUGGACCAGCCAUUACAGGAUGUUCUUGCCUUGGCUGAGACGGAGAACUGGCGUCGAUGCUCUAACUGUCGUACGAUGGUCGAGCUUAAACAUGGCUGUCAUCACAUUACAUGUCGGUGCGGUCGCGAAUUCUGCUACGUCUGUGGUCAGCAAUGGAGAACAUGCCAAUGCCCAUUAUGGCAAGAGAGAAGGUUGUAUGCCAUUGCCAACGAGGCGGUUGCCGGCGAGGUGGCCCCGAAUGCAAACGCCGUGGUUCGUCGAAAUGCGUUCAAUCGAAUCGUGGGAGAGCUGGAACGUCUCGAGGAUGUUGGAUGUGAGCAUCAUAGAAGAUCCCAGUGGAGGUGGCAGGAACAUGGCGAUCUGCAAUGCGAAGUGUGCGAUCAUUUUUUGCCGGAGUAUAUCUUCGUCUGUCGGAACUGCCGUAUGAGAGCUUGCUAUCGCUGUCGGAGACAUCGUUUGAGGUGAUGGGGGCAACUCAGUGCAUACCAGAUUUUCCGAAUUCUUCAAAUGUUAGAGUACGGCUAGCUUAGUCUUAUCAAAUCAUAUGG
Molecule: messenger RNA, 1606 nt
Organism: Aspergillus melleus
Lineage: Eukaryota; Fungi; Ascomycota; Eurotiomycetes; Eurotiales; Aspergillaceae
Product: BRcat and Rcat domain-containing protein
Exons: 2
Coding region: 213-1523 (436 amino acids)
Biological process (GO): ubiquitin-dependent protein catabolic process; positive regulation of proteasomal ubiquitin-dependent protein catabolic process; protein polyubiquitination
Cellular component (GO): cytoplasm; ubiquitin ligase complex
Molecular function (GO): ubiquitin protein ligase activity; zinc ion binding; ubiquitin conjugating enzyme binding
Source: RefSeq, a predicted model, not a curated record